Molecule: messenger RNA, 2325 nt
Organism: Colletotrichum orchidophilum
Lineage: Eukaryota; Fungi; Ascomycota; Sordariomycetes; Glomerellales; Glomerellaceae
Product: IQ calmodulin-binding domain-containing protein
Exons: 1
Coding region: 1-2325 (774 amino acids)
Molecular function (GO): protein binding
Source: RefSeq, a predicted model, not a curated record
AUGACGAAACCCGCCCACGAGGUCGACUCUAUACCGGUUCCAGCCCAGCAACCUGCUUCUGGUGGCGGUGCCGUGUCCCCGAGCGACGCUUCUGCCUCGUCUGCGUCUGCGUCUGGACUACCCCGAAAGACCCCUCUUCACCAACAUGCUUCUCACGCCGCCGCCGCCGCCGUUAUUACCCCGCCGGCCAGUCCUCCCGUGCCAAGACCUGUCGACGAACAAGACGAAUUCCACCCCAUCUUUUCCCCUGCUGCUACUGCAACUACCACCACUACUACCACUACCACCACUCACACAACUGAAUCUGCAACAGCCCCUCCCAGUGACGACACAAGCUCAUUGGCGCAGUCGCAGACAAGCACAAACAGCAGUUCUCGUCAGGAGUACAUGGACAGCUUAGUCCCGCCAUCGCAAAACCAAUUUGAAAAGAUUGCAGAGGUGCAGCGCAUACGUGAGGAGGAGCUGAAGCGGAAUAAGUCGAAGCGGCGACCCAUGCAGACACAACGCCUCCACGACCACUUUCACAACACCCGCUACUUGCAAGAAGGGCAGGAGGACACCACCGGGGACGCAGUCGACGAAGCACAAAUGACUUCGCGUGAUCAAGAUCAGUCACAGUCAGCACCAACGACAGAGGGGGGUGAACGGGGCGAUAGCGAGGCGAUCAACAGGGCCGCGGCGCUGAUCCAGCGCAACUACCGGGGGUAUCGCGUGCGAAGAGAGAUGCAGGGCAUGGGGCUGAACGCGUCGACGAGAUGGGUCUCGGCCAUCGACGAGCUGCAGUUCCGCGAGCUGAACCGGCCGCGCGCAAAGAGCUCCGUCAGCGCCACUGGGUUGUCUCCCACCGACGACAGGCACAGCGUGCUCUCGAGGGACGAGGGGGGCGGCAUGAGUGGUCCGUCAACGGCCCGGGAGAACUGGAGGAAGGCGGCGACGAUUGCGCGGCGGGCGGGGCACGAUGACGUCGAGUCCGACUCGGACUCGUCUGGAUCCUCGUCGGAAACGGAGGAGACACCUGAGAAGAGAGCUGAGAAGAAGAAGCGGCGCGAGGAAGCCGUGGCGAGGCGGAAGAAGGAUUCCAAGAUGAUGGGACUGCAGUAUUUCCUGGAAAUGGUCGAUCUCAAGCACCGCUACGGGAGUAAUCUGCGCGUGUACCACGAGGAGUGGAAAAAGUCCGAAACGACGGAGAACUUCUUCUACUGGCUCGACUAUGGCAGCGGCAAAAACGUUGAGAUGGAGGCGUGUCCCCGUGAUCGUCUCGAGAGGGAACAGGUGCGGUAUCUGUCCCGCGAGGAGAGACAAUUCUACCUCGUGCAAGUCGACGAUGAGGGACGGCUAUGCUGGGCCAAGAAUGGCGCGCCUAUCGACACGACCGAGGCGUUCAAGGACAGCAUUCACGGCAUCGUGCCUGCAGACGACCCGACGCCAGCGUGGUCGCAGAACAACACCCCACAAACAUCUCCCGGAGCCGACGCCGCUGAUGACAGCCGAUCCGAGUCCUCGGUGGAGUCGGCAUUGGAGGCGGAUCGCGCAGCCAAGUACGCCACGCCCGAGGUGGAUGGCGCAACGGGCGUCAAGAAGGUAUCGCACAUCUCGGCGGCGACAGUCUUCAACAAGAUGCUGCGCAAGUCGGUCAAGAAGAACACGUGGAUCUUUGUCGCGGACACGAGCUUCCGCCUGUACGUGGGCAUCAAGUCGUCGGGCGCGUUCCAGCACUCGAGCUUCCUGCAGGGCAGCCGCAUCUCCUCGGCGGGGCUCAUCAAGAUCAAAGAAGGGCGGCUGUCGAGCCUGUCGCCACUCAGCGGGCACUACCGUCCUCCUGCGUCCAAUUUUCGCGCCUUUGUCAAGAACCUCAAGGAGGCGGACGUCGACACAUCCCACGUGUCGAUAUCCAAGUCAUACGCUGUGCUCGUCGGGCUCGAGGUCUACCUCAAGUCGCGGCAGAAGGGCAAGAAGGCGCUGGAGAAGAUGACGCACAAGAAGGAGAAAAUUAUGGAACCCGAGGAGUUUCGGAAGCGCGAGGAGGAGGCGAAAGACAAGAGCGAGAGCGCGGCCAAGGAGAGGAAGGUACUGGAAAAAGAGGCCGAGGAGAGGGAGGAGAAUAGGGCGGCGAUAAAGCUGAUGAGGAAGCUGAAUCUCGCGCCGCAGGUGCCGGCGGGUCAAAGGGGUGGUGAGGGUGGAGAGGAGAAGAGGGAGGAGGAGGAGCCUGUGAUGGAGACGUUGGCUGAGGAGAGAACGAGGGAGACGGCUGCUGCUGCUUCUUCUCCUGCUACCGCUACUCCUUCAACUGCUGCUCGUCCUACUGCUUCAUCUGCAGGGGUAUAG